Messenger RNA from Toxoplasma gondii ME49, 2245 nucleotides. RefSeq lists its product as hypothetical. Lineage: Eukaryota; Apicomplexa; Conoidasida; Eucoccidiorida; Sarcocystidae. The transcript has 10 exons. The coding region runs from base 1152 to 1964 and encodes 270 amino acids. The record is from RefSeq and is a predicted model, not a curated record.
GAGGAAAGCCAUAAAAAAGCCAUGCUUCAGUAGAGGUUAGCAGCCGUCCGUCGAAACGAAUCCCAAGAAAUCCGGUAUUAUCCUGUGCAUCAGUGCAUGCAUAUUUAGGGGAAUACAAACAUUUACCUGUCUAAAGUAUUUGGUAUUGCGUGGUAACCCUCAACAUAUCUAAAUGCCCACCUGUCUAUAAAGAAUGUGUUUUUUGAGAGGUAGGAGCCUCCAUCUGGAGGAACUCGUGAUGGAAAAGAAACUCUUAACGUUAAAGGUGAAAUCGUCCCGGUGACGAAGGACGUUUACUCGCUUGAUUUCCCUCCCUUUGGAUGAAAAAGUGGAAAUGUGAACCGUAGGAUGUGAACUGCCCUUGCUUUUCACAAGACGACCGAGACAAGAAUUCAACGGCUUUGUGAAACUCAAAGGGUCACGUAGUGGACUUUGAAGCGAGAGGAAAGACUGAAACACGAACUGGGUUUCUACAAACAACACAGUUGUCCUCCUCUGCUGUUUCUUCUUUCUUCUCUUGAAUACACCCUUCCAACUUGGCGCCUUCUUUGGUCAGUAACACGACAGCACCGUCAUCGAUCUCAGCUGGCGACGAGCUACAUGCUCUUUCGGAGCUUGCUUCUCCCCAGCAAGACCCGACCGACAGUUGCCCUGCGUCCACUUCCUCGACGACCCCUCGGAGAGUCGGCCUGUCACAUGCAGAGGUUGCUGGCAUUCGAAUUUCUCUCGCAAAUGACAUCCAAACCCGUUUCCAAUCCACUCCCCGCCGACCUCUCUCCCUGGCAUCCGGUCUUUCGUUGAGCGACACUACACGUGAAAGAAGCACCGUCGAUUUUCGAGAUUGCACAGCCGAGAAGCACAUGCAAGCCAUUCGCCAGCUCCAUGGAAGCAUCCUUCAUAAUCUCUCGCUCGUCCAACAAUCCACCGCGAAGCUGCUUUCAGGUGAACGCUUGGAUGGCAAUAAACACAUCUGCAUGUUUUUGUCUGAGUCUUUCCCUGCUUCACCUCUGAAAAAACAUGCGUGUAUGCAUUAACGAUACAGCAUCUGUGGAUGGGAAAUCGACUGGGAGGCUAUGCGUACAACUUCCCUCAAACCCUUUGGAAGACGCGAAAACUGAAGAAGUUGGUUGUUGGAUGCCUCUUGUGUCUCGAUGUCGCUGACAGAGCAAGAGGAUCAAUAUCAACGACAGUUUCGGCUCUACCUCCAAGAGGUGCUGGAAGUGUCGGCUCGUGCGACUCAGCAACAAAAGCCUCCCAUCGAGAUCAGCACUCUUCACCGCAUUCUCCUUCGAGAUGUCCAGACGGCGCAAGAGUUUGCCAGAGAUUCUGACGAACUCAAUCAGGCUCUCCAAAAAGAAAACAAACGACUCAAGUUGGAACUAAGCUGCGAACAGGAACAUGCCGAAGCGCUUGCGAAGGAGCUCGUAUUGACGAAGCGAAGACUCGAGCAAGAGAGGAAACGGGCCUCGGCGCACAACGGCGGCACAUCCGCCUCUGGCUCUUCUGUCCACCCUGGCAGUGGCCGCCGACGCAUCGGACAGCGGCAUGAGAGACUGAGAAUUGCCGACAUGCAACAAAACAAGAUCUUUGAGAGAGAAGUUCGUCUUCGUGAGGAGAACCAAAGGUAUCAGCGAAUCAUCGAGGCUCAGAAAAAAGAACUGCAUCAACUUCGCGAUGCACAAACCAAGACAGCAGCCAUGAGGAGCGAACUCGUCUCGUUUCUGCAACAAGCCAUCAACGACAUCAGCGCGAAGGUUGCCGGACUCCGAAGAGUGUCUACCGUGGAGACGAACAUGAAGUUGCUCAGCGUGCACCACGUCAGCGAACUGACUAUGGCUGACCGCGAGGAAGUCUUGAAGAAACUGUUGUCUCAGCAGAAAGUUGUGAGGCUUCUGCAAGACUUGGUCGCCGCAGACGAACCUUCUACCGGACGUCUUGACCUUUCGUGGAUGACCGACACGUAGAUCCGGCACGACGCUUGAAGUGAAGCCAGGGAAACUCUGGUUUUCCUAACGGAUUCUACGGCGACUUAGACAUAUAUCCCAAGUUCGUGUCUGUUAUCUCCUUUUGUUUCUUGCAUGUGAUGACUGCCUCGCGGCCAAUGCAUUGUGCACUUGGCAAAGAUUCACCGUUGAAGAAAAGGAGAUUUAGGGAGUUCUCGCUUCGUAUCCGAUCAUUUCACACACGCCUAUACAUUCCUAUGCAUUCCUAAGUAUAUUUAUGUCCCUCUACUUCGUUUUCCCGU